This is a messenger RNA of Spizellomyces punctatus DAOM BR117, 864 nucleotides long. RefSeq lists its product as uncharacterized. The transcript is spliced from 2 exons. The coding region runs from base 1 to 864 and encodes 287 amino acids. Lineage: Eukaryota; Fungi; Chytridiomycota; Chytridiomycetes; Spizellomycetales; Spizellomycetaceae. The record is from RefSeq and is a predicted model, not a curated record. Gene Ontology annotation, molecular function: heme binding; iron ion binding; oxidoreductase activity, acting on paired donors, with incorporation or reduction of molecular oxygen.
AUGGGCAAAAGGCAAGGGGAGAGUCCGAGAGCCAUCAUCAAUGCUCCUUUGUACAUGUCCUGGGAAACGCUGGACGUGCUCGGUCAAGCUUCCUCGUACAAGUUUGAGCACGUUCGAUCAUUAAAGUCGAAUGAUGCUGACGCCAAAGCGUUAUUCAGAGAGUACGAAGUUAUCAACCAUGGGUUGACCCGGCGACCUCUCCUGCCGCGUAUUCUGUGGAAUCUGGCCAAAGUGGGUCCCAAUGACAUCAAAUCUGGUGUUAAUGCCAUUGUAGAUGCUAGAAAAAAGAGAUCCGACGCAUUUCACGCUAGUGACACCGAUGCGGAUUUUCUUAAUCGUCUACUGUCUUCGGGGAAAUUCAGCGAUCAGGACAUUCUGGGCGAGCUCCUAUUGCAAAAAGAUUGUCAGAAUAUAUGCGGCAACGCUAAAACUGUCCACAUUCUCUGGCACACAUCCAAUACGCUGACAAAGGCCGUGAUGUGCCUGGCACAGCACCCGGAUGCAAUGAAGAUGCUACAGGAGGAGGUCGAUUCUGUCCUCGGUAGCUCCUUGGAUGUGCAUUCUGACGAUAUGUCUCGUCUCAUUGUGGUGGACGCUAUUGUCAAGGAAACGCUCCGCCUUUACCUUACCAUCCCCGUCCUUUGGCGCUCUUGUGUCAAGGAGAGCCCCCUUGUUUCUCACAAGGCUGCCCCAGAAACAAUCGUCUAUAUCAACAUCAAUUCCGACCAUCACGACCCAAAGGUUUACCCAGAUCCUCAGUCUUUCCAGCCCAGCCGCUGGCUCAAGGCAGAUCCUGCUCCGCCAGGUUCUUUACACCCUUUGGGCUGGGCGUACACAACUGGAUCGAACAAAAGAUGGCCUUGA